Messenger RNA from Pistacia vera, 1239 nucleotides. RefSeq names its product receptor-like kinase TMK3. The coding region runs from base 1 to 1239 and encodes 412 amino acids. The transcript is spliced from 3 exons. NCBI's taxonomy places the organism in Eukaryota, Viridiplantae, Streptophyta, Magnoliopsida, Sapindales, Anacardiaceae. The record is from RefSeq and is a predicted model, not a curated record. Gene Ontology annotation, biological process: protein phosphorylation. Gene Ontology annotation, molecular function: ATP binding; protein kinase activity.
AUGACGUGGAAGUCACGUGAUACAUGUGAUCUGCUCCGUCAGAACGGUGUCUGUUUGUAUACCAGGAAACGAAAGCGUUCCAGUAGAGUACAGAGUCCGAAUACUGUGGUGAUACAUCCUCAGAAUGCAGGGGAUGGAAAUGCAGUCCUGACUGCAGCUUCAAGGUGGAGUAUUAAUGGAGAUGAGUUUGCAACCAUUCAAGUUCUGAGAAAUGUAACUAAUAACUUCAGUGAGGAAAAUAUAUUGGGAAAAGGAGGUUUCGGGACUGUUUACCGAGGGGAAUUGCACGAAGGGAAGAAAAUUGCAGUCAAACGGAUGGAAUCCGGAGUGGUGAGUGAGCAGGGCUUGGCAGAGUUUAAGUCUGAGAUUGAAGUUCUUACUAAAGUUCGACAUCGCCAUUUGUUGGCACUCCUUGGUUUUUGCUUGGAUGAAAAUGAGAGGCUUCUUAUUUAUGAAUACAUGCCUAUGGGAACCCUCAGCAAGCAUCUGUUCAAGUGGAAGGAGGAAGGUUUGAAACCACUCGAGUGGCCAAGAAGAUUGACCAUUGCCCUGGAUGUCGCCAGAGGUGUUGAGUAUUUACAUGGUUUAGCACAUCAAAGUUUUAUUCAUAGGGACCUUAAACCAUCUAACAUUCUUCUCGGAGAUGAUAUGAAGGCUAAGGUUGCAGAUUUUGGAUUGGUCCGACUUGUUCCAGAUAAUGGAAAACAUUCAAUUGAGACAAGAGUAGCUGGCACUUUUGGGUAUCUUGCUCCAGAGUAUGUAGUUGAAUGUUAUGUAUAUGACUUGACAGAGACUGGACGAGCGACUAUUAAGGUUGAUGUAUAUAGCUUUGGAGUAAUCUUGAUGGAGUUAAUCACAGGUAGAAAAGCCGUUGAUGCAUCUGACCCAGAAAAUGUUGUGCAUCUGGUUACAUGGUUCCGCGAAAUGUGUAGUAACAAGAACACAUUCCAGAAGGCCAUUGAUCAGAGUAUUGAACUCAAUGAGGAAGCGCUAGCCAGUAUAACCACAGUUGCUGAGUUGGCUGACCACUGCUGCGAAAAAAACCCGUACAAAAGGCCUGGAAUGGGUCAUGUUGUACAAGUUCUAUCAUCUUCAGCUGAAUUGUGGAAACCAACAGAAACAAUUUCUUAUGACAUGCAUGAAAUGGAACUUGACAUAGCCUUACCUAAAUCCCAUUCAUUGCAGCCAGAAUCACUUUCGCCUCUGUCUGAGGUGCAGGCGUCGCACCAUUCUUUAUAA